Manduca sexta (tobacco hornworm) is the source of this 3368-nucleotide messenger RNA. RefSeq lists its product as uncharacterized. The record is from RefSeq and is a predicted model, not a curated record. NCBI's taxonomy places the organism in Eukaryota, Metazoa, Arthropoda, Insecta, Lepidoptera, Sphingidae. The coding region runs from base 509 to 1996 and encodes 495 amino acids. The transcript has 7 exons.
UGUCGCGGCGACCGAACGCCCCUGAGCUCUGUGCAUGCGCGCCGCUCCCGCGCCCGCUCGCGAGUCGACAACCGGUCCGGCCGGUCGUGAUUACAACGUGAGACCGAUGUUAAUUGUGCAGUGUUGUUCGUACUUUUGAAAGCUUCAGCCUCUUCAACAGCGUGCUAGGCACUAACAUUUAACAAACGGACCUUUCACAGUGUAACUUUUAAACUUUCUGUGCAGUGUUAGUUUUGUAAAUGUUUUCACAUUACAAGUGUUUGAGUAUUAAAAAGUGACAGCUUAAACGUGAUUAACGCGCGUUAAGUUUUUGUAUUCAGUUUUUCAAGUAAUUCAGUAAAGUUGAAACUUUUACUAAUUACUCGACUGUGUGCGGAGACUGAGACAACUGUUAUUAGUUUACCGAGAUAGGAGAUAUCAACACGCUGGAUGUGGUCUUAAAAAAAUCGUGUGGAACUCGCGCGUUGAAAAUGUCAUAAGGUACAAAUUGGAUAUGAGAGGAUGAGCCAUGGAAUCACGAAGCGCGCCGCCAAGCCCCGACGAGCCGGGGGAGGCGGUGUUCAGUUCUCGCUGCGGACGCUAUCCUCACCCGCCGUCGCUGCAAAGAACUUUUGCAAGUUGUCGAGAAUCGGUACGACCCAGGCCGCAUCACCGCCACGCCGCGUCCGAGCCAGCGCGACCCGACGACCAUGUGUUGACAACAGCCGAAGUACACGACUACCCUUCAUCGGAAUCCGGAAUUGCUGCCGAUUGCCCGCAAGCUCACACGAGCAAUGCCGACGACAGUCCGUCAUAUGACAGAUCUGAUUAUGAGGGCCACUCAAGCUAUAGUCUUAGGCAUACGCCAGAGUUCCACCAUACGCUUGAUUGCAAGCGGAGGCCUGGAGAUUAUAACCGCAGUCACACUCCAGAUUAUAGUCAUGGUCACGGACCCGACUGCGAACGAGCCCAUGGACGAUCACAAACGUCUCGACGUCCUCACAGAAAACAUAGGCGAGAGGAAGACGAGGAGGCGCAAUCACUUGACGAACGCUGCGCUCGAGAUCUCGACGAAAUCUUACCCGCAAGACUUGCCGCUGUUAAUUUAUCGAGGGAACCGCCACCGCAGUCAUGGAACAGAAGUAACAUAGCAGCUACGAUGGAGAGGUUUGAGCCCGUUGAUUAUUCAUACGCUUAUUACGACCACCAUUUAUCUAUGCCCUCAUCGUCAAGAAAAGCAAAUCGCCAGCGCGGUCGCGGCGGCUUAUCGCGGGACCGAUCUGCUCGUCACAAUUAUGUCACAAGGUAUGGCACCGAAGAAAACAUUUAUGAAGAAAUUACGGAUGGAUCCAGAACUUGUCCUAAACACCGAUACGCUCCUCGACAAUCCCUCGUGUCAUUAGACAGAAGUGUCGUCGAAGAGGAAGUUCGUCGCGUGGAGUCGAGGCACAAACGAAUUUUGGGAGAACUUAAUCUUAGUGUAGAGGCGAUGUUAAUGCCCGAAUGCGAAUCCCCAGAUUCGGAACGAGCGGAGGAUAGAGAUAACAUUGAAGAAUUACUACGAGUGGGUCCGACCGACGAGUUACUUUCGCCGGCAAGCUGUAAUCCUCCUGAUUUAGAUAGUGGGUUUAGUGGAAGUAGUAGUGGCGCGAGUUAUGUUGGUAGCCUGCGGCGAAAACCUACAGGGUCAGUGCCACAUUUGCCAGCUGUCGCGUAUGGUACGCGCGGAGCUGGUGUUCGGAUCCUCGGAGCAGAAGAGUGCGGAGCACGAUGCUCGAGAGAUAUGCCCUCCCCACGAAGCUCCAGCUGUGGCGAUGCGAAAUCUAGUGGAUUUUGGAAUAAGAAAUCUUGGAAGAAAAUAUCUGGAUUCUCCAGUUCCAACAGCAUCAAUAAAGCGGGUCUGACAGGUCUGCUCGUUAGGUACACUUUCCGGCGUAAGUCCGGCUCGCAGGGCUCUCAGGGCAAGCGACGAGCAGAGCCCGUCAAAUGCGAUGCGUGCCUCUCACAACGAUGUUAGCCGCACUAUGAUGACACCUGUAGGCCAAGCAGAGCUAAAUCCAGAACAACCGCUAUCCCAUACAGUUACUCCAACGGAAAACUGGUGGUGCCGUUGGAUUCCAUAGCACAGAGCUGAGGGGGCCAUUCCCCUCGGGAUCCCCGUGUCCAACUCCUCAGAGGGACUCCUCAAUACCGCAGGACACCGAUGAACCAGUGAAACAAUGUGGAACGUUAAAACAUUCCAAAUUCAGUGAGUCUUUAAGACAAACUGUCACAAUGUGUAUAUAGUGAACAUUCUAAGUGGAGAGUAUACGUCGAAGUGAUAGAAAAGCCUAAUUAAUUAUUUGUAUUGUUAUGACGAUCGUUUCAUAGAAACGUAAUGACUACAUUGUUGUUACUUAUCAAUUUUUAGUAGAUAAUAGGUACAUGAAAAGGCUGACAGUUAAUUCAGAUUUUGUACAUGAUAACGAAUGCUGCCACUUUAGAUACUCUAAACUUUUGAUUACCAUUUGAUUGAUGUUUAAUGACUUUUGUAAUGACAACGGUGUUAUCUGUAAAUCUUGUAUUUGUAAUAUAUUUAUUAUUGUUUAAAUAUUUCGCCCAUGUGGUGCUUUUUGUAUGAACACUGAAGUGACUGCUAAAUUGUUUUUGAGUCGCUAUUAACGUCACUAGCAAAUAUUUAUUUCAACACUGCAUUGUACAUAAAAUUUCUUUUAGUAAUGUUAUAUCGAAUCACAUAAUUGUUAAUACUUGUUAGCGUAUAGAUGUAUAUUUUGUAAAUAACUACUACCAAUGGUGCGCACUUCGGUUAUAUGUACAUACAUGGAAUUGUGUUAUGCAUAAAAGUCAACAAUUUUAAUUUCAAUUGCAUUAAUCCAGUUAUUUCUUGUAUAGUGAUAUUAAAUUAUUAUAAGUGAAAAUCCUUGCAUUUAUAACUGUAUAGAUUAUUUUAUGUACUAAGUCUGUUUCUUGACUAAUCACAUCCAGUACUCGGCUGAUGGAUAUUUGUUGUCUAUCACAUAUACUAGUGUAUGUAAUUUUUUCUAUGUGACUUUUCUAUGAAUAGUCGCAUGACAGUUACUUUAAGUGUAACAUCAUUCUUUAUUACGGCAAUUAAAGCGUAGCAGCUUUUUUAUAAACCUAAAUUUUUUACUAAAAAUUCUAUCUACACAAAAAUUGUAAAUAGUUAGAUACAAUGUAAAGAAAAAUCUUUUAAAAUCGUUCAGUGAGAGACUUAGGUCUUAAUGAUUACCGAUGUAAGCUCGACUGAUACGACGUAAUUAAUCUCAAUGUUAUGAAAUACUAUUUCUUUAAUUGUCUGUAAUUUAGUGAUCGUGUUCAAGUCAAAAGAGAUUUUUAUUAAAUAAAUCAUAAAAAGUCAUUGGAUUUAA